AGCAUUUACCUUUUCUGUUUGAUCUCCUUUCUAGGAUUAAUGAUGUCAUCGUCAGUGGACCUCUGAACAUCACCAAUCACAUGACUACCCAGGGGGAGUUUGUCAUCCGGUGGACACCCAUCCGGGACAAUCUGGGGGAGUAUUUCCCCAUUUGCUUCAUCGCUGAGGGGCUUUCUGGAUCUAGUGUCUAUCAGUCUGAGAUGAGAUGUGUUGUGGUGGAGGUCGGACGCAGAAAGGUCAAAGCCAAGGUGGUGUGUGACGAGACCAAGAUGACGGUCGAAGUGGAGAAGUCCUCUGUUACUGAAAUUCACGAGGACCACCUCCGCCUCAACGAUCCCAGUAACUCUGCCUGCGACCUGCAACGCCUCUCUAACAGCACCCACAUCAUUGGAGUCAUCCCCCUCAAUGCCUGUGGCACUCAGAUAGAGGAGGACGACGACAACCUCAUCUUCAAGAACCAAAUCACCACCUUCGACAACCCCAGCGACAUCAUCACCAGGCACCACCAGGUGGAGUUCCAGUUCUACUGCCAGUACGCCAAACGUGGCAACGUGUCCCUGGGCUUCACUGCACACAGAGACAGCAUCACGGUGGUGGAGAAAGGCUUCGGCACGUUCACCUACCAGUUUGAGUUCUACCAGACCAGCCGGUUCGCCAACAUGGUGGAUCCCCGUGACUACCCAUUAGACGUGGAGGUGAAGCAGAUGAUCUACAUGGACAUCGAGGCCGUGUCCACUGUGAACAACACUGAGCUCUUCGUGGAGUCCUGCAGAGCGGCGCCGUACGACAACCCCGACUACCAUCCCACCUACCCCAUCAUAGAAAACGGGUGCAUUGUGGACGAGACGGUUCAAAUCUUCUCACCGCGUAACCAGAGGCAUUUCCAGUUCGGAAUGGAAGCUUUCAAAUUCAUCGGAAUGCAUGACCAGGUGUACAUCAGCUGUUCAGUGAUCCUGUGUGAGGCUGGGAACCCCAACACCCGGUGUGCCCAGGGUUGUGUCAACUCCACCUCCCCCCAGCCUGCUGGUCACCACCACCACCGCAAGAGAGAGGCCGCCAUGCAAACGGCCAAACACCACAUCUCCCAGGGUCCUUUGCGCCUGAGAAAGAGUUCAGAGAGCUCAG
This is a messenger RNA of Oncorhynchus gorbuscha (pink salmon), 1125 nucleotides long. Its product is annotated as CUB and zona pellucida-like domain-containing protein 1. The annotation marks the transcript as partial. The transcript is spliced from 6 exons. Lineage: Eukaryota; Metazoa; Chordata; Actinopteri; Salmoniformes; Salmonidae. The record is from RefSeq and is a predicted model, not a curated record.